Molecule: messenger RNA, 3737 nt
Organism: Rubroshorea leprosula
Lineage: Eukaryota; Viridiplantae; Streptophyta; Magnoliopsida; Malvales; Dipterocarpaceae
Source: the annotation of a GenBank genome assembly
ACCGCAUUCCAUCAUAACGCUAUUGACUCUCCAGCAUUGGCAUACUUUCUCUAGAGCUAUUGAAGUGAAGAUGGCUAGCGUUGUCUUGGGUCCUAUUGUUGACGCCACCAUAUCCAAGGUGAUUGCUGCUGCGACGGAGCAAAUCAACCUUGCGGUCAGUUGGAAGGUAGAGCUCAAACGGCUUUGCAGCAAGUUGGACAUGAUCCGUGCUGUGUUGCAAGAUGCAGAAAGUAGGCAAGUUGGAGAUGUGGCUGUGAAGCUUUGGCUUGGGAAGCUCAGAGACGUGGUUCGUGAGGCCGAGGAUGUUUUGGACGAGGUUGUUUGUGAAAGACGGGAACAGGAGGUACGGAUUCAGAAGCAAAUGGAGAAGAAGGUGUGUCUUUUCUUUACUUUCUCCAAUCGUUUCAUAUUUCGUCUCAAGAUGGCUAAUAAGAUCAAGAAUCUUAUUGCAUCUAUAGUUGAGAUUAAUGAGGAGGCUACUGAAUUUGGACUUCAGUCUAGACUUGCUAGCCAUGAACCUAGAAGCAACCCUCAAACAACAUAUUCCUGUCCUAGUUGUUGUCCUAGAGUCAUAGGAAGAGAGGAUGAUGUGUCAACAAUAGUUGACUUGUUGGUUGACUCAAGUAAUAAGGAGCCCCUUUCUGUCAUAUCUGUUGUGGGUAAAGGAGGUCUAGGAAAAACAACCUUGAGAGCAUUUGGAGGUUCUUCAGUGUGUGAUCUUGAAUUGGAAGCGAUUGGGAAGCAAAUAGCUAAAAAAUGUAGAGGUGUGCCCUUAGUUGCAAAUGUCAUUGGCGCUAGUUUGAGCUAUCGAAGGGAUAGAGGUGAAUGGGUGUCAGUUGACAAUAAUUUUGAUGCAUGGGGUACUAGUUCAUCAGGAGAUGAUAGUGGGGAAUGGAUUAAUCAAGCUCUACAAUUGAGUUUUGAUCACUUGCCAAACCAUUUGAAGCAAUGUUUUGCUUUUUGUUCUAUUUUCCCAAAGGAUUUUGAAAUUGAAAAGGCGAUGUUGAUUCAACUUUGGAUGGCUGAAGGAUUUCUUCAGCCAUCAAAAAGAAGUUCUAUGGAGGAUAUUGGUGACAAGUAUUUCAAUGACUUGUUAUCAUAUUCCUUGUUUCUAGAUGAAGAAAGAGAUUCAACUAGCAAGAUUAAGUCAUGCAAAAUGCAUGGUUUAAUUCAUAAUCUUGCCACUUCCAUUUCAAAAUCUGAAACACUUACUUUAAAAGCCGGUUCAGAGGGCAAUAUUGCUCAGGUCUUGCAUUUGAAUCUCGUUGAUGCUGAGGAAAUGGUGCCAGCAAAUUUUGUGGAGGUGGCUGGAAAGCUACAUAGCUUAUUUCUUAAAGGUGAUGUUUUGUGCAAGAUGCCAGAUAGCUUCAAAAGGUUACGCAUUCUUAGCUGUGGGGGACAUAGCCUUUGGGGAGCUAAUACUAAUCAGUUGCCAACUUGGAUUGGCGAGAUGAAGCAUUUGAGGUAUCUAGACAUUUCAUACUUUCAAAUCAAAGAACUACCUCAAAUUAUUAUGGAGUUGUAUAGUUUGCAGACACUGAGGCUGAAGGAUCUUCAAACAUUGCAGUUAUUUGUUGUCGGUCCACAAGAGGGAAGUCAAAUUGAGGAAUUGGGAUGCUUGAGCCAACUUAGAGGUGAAUUAAGGAUAUGUAAUCUAGAGCACAUUGAAAACUCCUCAGAAGCUAGGAAAGCAAAACUGUCGGAAAAGAUUGGACUUCAUGAGUUGAGAUUGGAAUGGGCAGAUAGAAAUCCGGAAGAAUGUAGUUAUGAUGAAGAUGUGUUAGCAGGCCUCAAACCUCCCUCAUAUUUGAGAAACUUAACUAUGGAAUAUUAUGGAGGUGAACAAUGUCCGUCAUGGAUGAAGCCUAGUUUGAGUCAAUCAUUCUCGCUCAACAAUUUGGGAGGCUUGAAAAUCUCAAGUUGUAAAAAGUUGAAAAGCAUUCCAAGCAUGAGCGGGUUAUCAUCUCUUGAACAGCUUCAAAUUGGAGAUUGCCUUGAAUUAACCAGAAUUGGAGAUGAAGAAUUUGCUUUUCCGAUGUCCCUCAGACAACUACACAUUUGGUCUUGUCCGAGAUUGGGAACAAUUGGGGAAAGUAUGUCUACCCUCACAUGCCUAGAAGAGUUAGAUCUAUCUGAAUGUAAAGAUCUGAAGCUCGUUGAGAACUUCAUCCGUCUUGUCUGCUUGGAGAGAUUGGAAAUUGGUGGUUUCUCAAAAGAGUCGGAGGAGUUCCCAUGUCUCAAUUCCAUCCACCGCCUCCACGCCUUCCUUCAAGUAUUAGUGUUGUGUGGGUGGGAAAAACUAACUUAUCUACCACCUCAAAUUCAACGCCUCACUUCUCUAAGGGAAUUGGGAAUAGCCGUGCAACCCUUCUCCAAGUUGCAGCUUCUUCAAUUUAUUGACUACCCAGAGCUAAAAAAAGGAUGUGCGAAGGGAAGCAGCCUUGAAUGGUUCAAAAAUUUUCACAUUCCAGACAUCGAGAUAGAUUAUGUAUAUCGGCAUCCAACAAGAAGGAGAUUGAGCCCCUAUUCUGAGACUUAAAGCAACAACAAAAGUCAAAUUUAUCGAUUGGAAAGCCAUGCAAUGCCAAGAGGUGCUGAAUGAUUAGAAGUUUGAAGUUUCUCAGAUUCCAUUAUCCACGUAGAAUGAGUGCAUCCAAUUCCAAGAAUAUUGAGCUUCUCAGCGGAGACUGUGCGGUACAUGAGGGAUUCUUUUAGGUAUCCUCUUUUGUGUUUUCCCAAAAAGGUAAAAUUCAUGUUUCAUAAAUGAAAUUAACAAGUGACUGUGUAAUAAAAUUUUAUUUCAUUAAUUCAUUUUUUCUAAGACUAUUUGCAGGUUAUGUUGGUAUGGAGUUAUCAUGUACUUUGGAUUUGAGCAUUUGAAGAACCUUAGGUGGUAUUUGAUUUAUACCAUGGAGAAGUAGCAGGGAGAAGGGAGGAAAGCUUCUUGACAAUGCAAAAUGUUAUUCAAGUUAAUGUGAGAAUGAUCCAAUGUUCCAAACAUGGAUCCAUUGAUUUCUCAUAUUUAGAGAUUAUUCCAGAACUUGGCCUUAAAACUCAGUGUGACUCUGUAAAUUGAAGCAGAAGAUGGAAUAACAUCAUAUAUGACUUCAAGGGUCGAUUCUUUGGAACUCAUCAAUUUCUCAAAAAUUAGCCAUCAACUGCCUCUCCAUAAAUAUUGUGCACGCAUGGAACCAGAAGCAGUAAUAGAUUCACACCAUGAAGCAGUAGCAUGGGGAAGGAAAGGAAACCUCUUGACAAGCAAAAAGUAUUCAACUACAUUUGUAUAGAUUUCAGCUGUCAGUGGAUUGUUCCUUGCUUGAGUAUCACAGCUUCAUUUCCAAUUAUCGCAAACCACUUUCUUUCUAAAAGAGAGUUCAAGGAUGAGCAAACGUGUGCUGGAGGCUUGCAUGAUAUUUGUUUUGGAUGGUACCGUCUUCACUAGUAGGAGUCUCAACUCAUCUAAUACAACAAGGAAUGAUUAUGUUUCUCUCUGCACUUUGAUUACGCUCUAUAGACUUACAACAUGACGAUGGAAGCUAUAUUUCAAUCUCUUUGAAGAUUCCUAAGGUUUAUGAGAAUGCCAAUCACAUUCACUAAUGCUGUAUGUUUCAACAUUUUGGCUGUGACCCUGAUGGCAGUAGAAUUAUAUUGGCGUUGUGGGCGGCAAUAGGAGGACCAUUAGAACUUUAUUUUAUAUGUAACCUAUCCACUUACCCUUGUAGGUUGAGUUUUGAUAU